AUGCCUUCGCUCAAAUUCUUCGCCUUUUACAUUGCCAUGUUCGUUGGCCUUCUGGUCAAUGUUGCUCUAGCCGAUUUAGAGGCUACGGGGCGUACCAGGCCUAAGCUUGCCCGGCGUUACGACUACCGCCUUGCCGAGCGAGCGCUCCACAGACGAGCAACACUCAUACCUCUCCUCGAAGAAUUCAGCACCCGAGAACUUAUCGAAGAACUCGUCGAAAGGACGGACGGAACAAAUACUGUCCAAUUCCCAAGCAGUGGAAGUGGUGGAAAUACCCCGCCAGCCAAUGGUGGCGGCGGUCGUGGCCAGCAACCUGGUACCAGGCCCAGGAAGGAUGCCGAGAAAAGGCGACAAUCGUUGGACCUUGGAUUCCCAGCACCGCCCCCUACUGUGGGCCGAAUCCAUACGCCACCAAAGAGGUCUCAAAGCUGGCGAUGA
This is a messenger RNA of Coprinopsis cinerea okayama7#130, 438 nucleotides long. RefSeq lists its product as hypothetical. The transcript has 2 exons. The coding region runs from base 1 to 438 and encodes 145 amino acids. The record is from RefSeq and is a predicted model, not a curated record. NCBI's taxonomy places the organism in Eukaryota, Fungi, Basidiomycota, Agaricomycetes, Agaricales, Psathyrellaceae.